ACUUUGCAUACUUAGUGUUUCCGGUGACGAGUCGUGUCGAACAGCAUGGAUAUGGGCAGUCAUUGGGAAGAUUUGAGAAAACUUGCUCGUCAAUUAGAAAACGAAAUUGAUUUAAAACUAGUUUCUUUUUGUAAACUGGGAUCCAACUAUGGCUCACAUAAGGAUGUCAGUAAUGAUACUUCGCCUCUAUUAAAUAAGUCAGGAGAUCAUAUGUUCCAUACAAUGUCAAUGGAAAUAGAGCAAUUACUUGCAAAGUUAACUGAACUGAAUGAUCGCAUGUCUGACUACUCCCAAAAAUUGGAUGGCGGAAGUCACAAUGCAGCUCUUUUACAUACAUUGCAAAGACAUAGAGAUAUCCUUCAAGACUACUCACACGAUUUUAAUAAAACAAAAUCAAAUGUUUUAGCAUGUCGCCAGAGAGAACAACUACUGGGUUCUGUUAGAAGGGAUAUUGAUGCAUAUAGAACCUCAAUAGCUAGCGGCCCUAAUCGAAGAACUGAUUUAUAUUUAAAGGAAAAUGAGCAUCUAAGAAACUCGGAAAGAAUGAUUGAUGAGCAGAUUAAUGUUGCCAUGGCAACCAAAGAAAAUCUACAACGACAACGCGGAGUUUUCUCUUCAAUUUCAAAUAAAAUGAAUUCACUAGCUAAUCGGUUUCCUGUUAUCAAUUCUCUCGUAUCUCGCAUUAACAUUCGCAAGAGAAGAGACUCUAUAAUCAUUGCUUGCGUAAUUGCCAUAUGCAUUAUUUUACUACUCAUCUAUCAAUUUCAUUGA
This is a messenger RNA of Dimorphilus gyrociliatus, 771 nucleotides long. Lineage: Eukaryota; Metazoa; Annelida; Polychaeta; Dinophilidae. The record is from the annotation of a GenBank genome assembly.